Molecule: messenger RNA, 1944 nt
Organism: Staurois parvus
Lineage: Eukaryota; Metazoa; Chordata; Amphibia; Anura; Ranidae
Source: the annotation of a GenBank genome assembly
CGCGCGGUGGAUGGAGAUGGCUGUGUCGGGUGCUUUGCGGGCGGAUUUGGCUCGGGCGGUGGAGGGGAGUCAGGUGUUGGUGGUCGGGGGGCGGGAGGAAUAGGCUGCGAACUGCUGAAGAACCUCGUGCUGACCGGAUUCACCCAACUGCAUGUGAUUGAUCUGGACACCAUUGAUGUCAGCAACCUGAACAGACAAUUCCUUUUCCAGAAGAAACAUGUUGGCCGCUCUAAGGCUCAGGUGGCGAAGGAGAGCGUCCUCCAGUUCUGUCCGAGCGCCAACAUCACCGCAUACCAUGACAGCGUCAUGAACGCUGAGUAUGACGUGGAAUUCUUCCGGAAAUUCACUCUGGUGAUGAACGCCUUGGACAACAGAGCUGCUCGGAAUCACGUGAACCGGAUGUGCCUGGCGGCAGACAUUCCCCUGAUUGAGAGCGGCACGGCCGGGUACCUCGGACAGGUCACUGUCAUCAAGAAGGGUGCCACCGAGUGCUAUGAGUGCCGACCCAAACCCACCCAGAAGACCUUCCCCGGGUGCACCAUCCGCAACACUCCCUCCGAGCCCAUCCACUGCAUUGUCUGGGCCAAAUACCUCUUCAAUCAGCUGUUCGGGGAAGAGGAUGCUGACCAGGAGGUGUCACCGGACACUGCCGAUCCCGAGGCCGCCUGGGAUCCCACGGAGGCUGCAGAGCGCGCUAAAGCCUCCAAUGAAGAUGGAGACAUCAAGAGGGUGUCAACCAAGGUGUGGGCCAGGGACAUCAGUUAUGACCCCGUAAAGCUCUUCAAUAAGCUAUUCAAAGAUGAUAUCCGUUACCUACUCACUAUGGACAAGCUGUGGCGGAAGAGGACAGCCCCUGUGCCGUUGGACUGGGCCAGCCUACAGGAUGGCGAUAAAGACUCCGAAAUGAAGAACGAUUCCUCUACUAUUGGGUUGAAGGAUCAGCAAGUCCUGGAUGUCGCCGGGUAUGCAGAACUCUUCUCCCACAGUGUGAAAACAUUAUGGGGGCAACUGAAGGAAAAGGGAGAGAACUCCUCGCUUGUGUGGGACAAGGACGAUCCCCCAGCGAUGGACUUUGUUACAUCAGCUGCCAAUCUUCGGAUGCACAUCUUCAGCAUGAACAUGAAAAGCCGUUUCGAUAUAAAAUCCAUGGCAGGAAACAUCAUCCCAGCGAUCGCUACCACUAAUGCCAUUAUAUCUGGGCUGAUUGUACUGGAGGGCCUAAAAAUUUUAUCGGGGAGUCUGGAGCAAUGCAGAACGGUGUAUCUGAGUAAACAGCCCAACCCGCGCAAGAAGCUGCUGGUUCCCUGCGUGCUGGAUCGCCCCAACCCUGACUGCUACGUGUGCGCCAGCCGGCCGGAGGUGACAGUGAAGCUGAAUGUUCACAAGUUGACAGUGCAAUCACUACAGGACAAGAUAAUCAAGGAGAAGUUUGGAAUGGUUGCUCCUGAUGUCCAGAUAGAAGAUGGCAAAGGCACAAUCCUUAUCUCCUCUGAGGCUGGGGAGACGGAAGCAAAUAAUAACAGGACGUUGUCAGAAUUCGGUAUUCGGAACAACACGCGGCUCCAGGCGGACGACUUUUUGCAGGAUUACACCCUCCUGAUCAAUGUACUGCACAGCGAGGAUUUGGAAAAAGAUGUGGAGUUUGAAGUCGUGGGAGAUGCACCUGAAAAGGCUCCACAGCCACCACCAGAAGAGGCCAGUACCAGUAUCACCAAUGGCAGCGAUGACGGAGCACAACCCUCUACAUCCACAGCGCCAGAACAAGAUGAUGUGUUGAUUGUGGAUUCAGACGAGGAGGUUCCAUCAUCCUCCAGCAACACUGACGUCAACAUGGAGAGCGCCACUCUAAAGAGGAAGCUGUCGGAUGAGGAUGUCGUGAGCAGUAAAAAGAAGCGUAUGGAUCCAGCAGAGGAGCAGGAUGAUGACAUCAUUGCGCUGGACUGA